This is a messenger RNA of Caenorhabditis sp. 36 PRJEB53466, 210 nucleotides long. Lineage: Eukaryota; Metazoa; Nematoda; Chromadorea; Rhabditida; Rhabditidae. The record is from the annotation of a GenBank genome assembly.
AUGACAACUGCAACGAUCAAGAAAGAAAAGAAUGCAAGGGGAAUGAGAACCAAUGCUCCGAUGUCGAUCCACGAAGAGAAGAAGCCGCCGGAGGAGUGCUCCAGAGCAGUUGUCGUUGGGUGGUUGGAAGAAGAAGCUGUUGGAGCAGCGGAGCAGGAAGAGACGAGGACGAGAGUAAUGAGCAAAGAGACGGAGAUCAUUUCAGAAUAG